AUGGCUAGUUCUAGUGGGGCUGGGAAAACUAAAGAGAAUUUUGCAGUUAAGAAACCGGGCAAACUUAAGAAUGGGAGGAGAGGAAGGAAAAACCUGCAAUCAGGUGAAACAUACAAGAUAUUCAUUUACAGAGUGAUGAAGCAGGUGCACCCAGAUAUGGGAAUUUCAUUCAAUGCAAUGGGUAUUAUGAACAGCUUUGUGAAUGAUCUGUUUGAGAGGGUGGUCAUGGAGGCUUCCAAGCUGGCUCGUUAUAACAAGAAGAACACUAUUACUGCUAGGGAGAUUCAGACUGCUGUGAGACUGGUUCUACCUGGAGAGCUGGCCAAACAUGCUGUUUCAGAAGGAACAAAGGCUGUCAGUAAAUUCAUUGGCUCCCAUGUCAAUGGCUAG
This is a messenger RNA of Cryptomeria japonica (Japanese cedar), 390 nucleotides long. RefSeq lists its product as uncharacterized. Gene Ontology annotation, cellular component: nucleosome. The transcript has a single exon. Gene Ontology annotation, biological process: nucleosome assembly. The record is from RefSeq and is a predicted model, not a curated record. NCBI's taxonomy places the organism in Eukaryota, Viridiplantae, Streptophyta, Pinopsida, Cupressales, Cupressaceae. Gene Ontology annotation, molecular function: protein heterodimerization activity; DNA binding; structural constituent of chromatin. The coding region runs from base 1 to 390 and encodes 129 amino acids.